AUGUCCGCUCCCAUCUUGGAAAAUGCCCACAAACACAUCAUCUGUAUCGGAGCCAUAUAUGUCGACACAAUCCUCAACGUGCCUCAUUUCCCAAUUGAAGACCAGAAGCUACGCGCAAAGAAACUCACACGUCGCCGGGGCGGUAAUACCGGUAACACACUUGAGGUGCUAGCACAGCUGCUUGAGCACGAUCCGGGUCUAGAAACUGAUCAAGACCCUCAAGCGAUUCAACUUCAUCUCCUCGCUGUUCUCCCAGAUAGACAGUCAAUCACAAUGGCUCUGAUUCGCGACUCUCUUCCUAGAGUAGACCUCGAUCACUCUUGUAUCUUUCGUGAGGGGCACAUGGAAGCUGCAUCGAGUUACAUCAUUCAAAACGAACAAAAUCUUUCGCGGACAAUUGUCAGCAUCAAUGAACUUCCAGAGAUGACUGCCAACGAGUUCACAGCUCAGGCCUCGCGAAUGGCCAUUGCAGAUAAUCAUGGCUGGUUCCAUUUCGAAGGCCGAAUCCCAGACGUCACGCUUGAGUGCGUCCAGUACCUGCGAUCGAAGAAGGAAUUUGCAAGCUUCAAGAUCAGCGUAGAAUGCGAGAAGCCUGAGCGGACAGGCAUGGCUGACGUCGCUCGUCUUGCAGACGUUGUGUUUUAUUCGAGACUAUGGGCGGACAGUAAUGGUUACGAUAACGCUACUACUUUCCUUGAGUCACAGAUCUCGAGUGCCAGACCUGGUGCGCUUUUGUGCUGUACAUGGGGUGCUGGAGGUGCUACCGCCGUUCAGAAAAGCACCACAUCACACGGGGUUCUGGAAUGGGAGAGUGUCCAUGCUUGGCAGCCAGAGACGAAGCAGUCACUUGUCGACACUGUUGGCGCAGGGGAUACCUUUGUCGCAGGCAUGCUUUUCACGCUCAGUAGCCGCGAAGACUGGAAGCUUCAGGAAAAACUUCAGUUUGCUAAUCAACUUGCCGGUCGGAAGGUUCUGCAAGAUGGGUUUGCUGGCCUGGGUCGUAAAAUCUUUAGGGUUUAA
This is a messenger RNA of Dothidotthia symphoricarpi CBS 119687, 1020 nucleotides long. RefSeq names its product Ribokinase-like protein. The transcript has a single exon. The coding region runs from base 1 to 1020 and encodes 339 amino acids. The record is from RefSeq and is a predicted model, not a curated record. Gene Ontology annotation, molecular function: kinase activity. NCBI's taxonomy places the organism in Eukaryota, Fungi, Ascomycota, Dothideomycetes, Pleosporales, Dothidotthiaceae.